AUAAACAUGGGGUGCAGGAACCAGAACCUUGUACUAAAGAAUUUAAGGGGCACUGCCCCGCAUGCCUCUCCGCAAGCGAAGGGCACCAAACUAGCCGCGGAGUUAUUCCCGGUAAACAGAUGAACAAAACAUUCCAAUCUUCCCACCGAUCACCUCACCUAAUCGCCAAUUCUACCAUUGUGUGACACAUACACAAUGGCAUCCCAGCGGAUUCACCUCAUCGGACUUGGAAGCAUCGGGACCCUUAUCGCUCACUCGCUUCGCUCCCUCCCCGCGCCCCCGCCUAUGACCCUUCUGCUCCAUCGCGAGUCGGCAUACCACGGCUUUCUCUCUGCGGGGAGCAAGCUGCGUCUCCAAAUUGGCGAAGACGGACCAACACAAGAGAGUACCGGGUACGACGCCGAACUCCUACAGGGUGAAUCGCCCAUCCAUCACCUAAUUGUAGCGGUCAAGACGAGCGCAACCAUCCCUGCUCUCCGAUCGAUCCAGCACCGGCUCGGACGGCAUUCCGUUAUCUGUCUCUUCCAAAAUGGCCUAGGGCAGAUCGAAGAGCUCAAUGAGCGCCUAUUCACAGACCCGCUGACACGACUGACAUACAUGUUUGGCAUUAUGCGCCAUGGGGUCUACAUAAAAGCGCCGUUUGAAGCCGUGCUGGCGGGGCUGACCGGAUCAUGUGCUCUGGGGAUCGUCAACGAUGGCCAGCAGGCAUCCUCAUUAUCAUCUCCAUCAACAGCGUCCGCCCAAUCUCGAUUUCUCAUCGACCGGCUGGUCGAAGCACCGAUCGUCCGAUGUUCCGAAAUGCCGUGGAUGGAGCUCCACCAGGCCCAGCUGCUGAAACUGGCGACCAACUGUGUGGUCAAUCCAUUGACGGCACUGCUGGAUGUGCGGAACGGCUCGCUGUUAGCUAACCCCGAGCUGCAGGAGAUGCAACAUCAGCUUCUCCAGGAGAUCUCGCUGGUGUUCCGUCGUCUUCCGGAGCUUCAGGGUCUACCCGACGUGCAGGAACAAUUUUCCGUAGCCAGACUUGAGGAGCAAUUGAUCGGGAACAUUGAGAAGACGGCCAGUAAUUCCAGCAGUAUGCGGGAGGAUGUGCGAGCAGGUCGAGCCACGGAAAUUGCGUUCAUCAAUGGAUGGAUAGUGCGACGGGGCCAGCAACUGGGGCUGGAAUGUCCUACAAAUCGGUGCCUGACCCAGCUAAUCCUGGCUAAGACUAGCCAAGGACGCUAAGGCCGGCGAGAAAUUGGUGUGGAAAGGGGACACUGGGUCCAAAACAAAACAAGCAUAAGCCCCCAGCAGGCUGAAAUGGUCCACAGUCCGUUUUCAUUUUGCGGUAUCAGGGUUAGACCAGCAAUAGACAGUACACCGGUAGUCGCUAGAUGACUACUACUGUACUUCUCAUGAGCAUGCUAACUAGUACUAGUAUAUAUGUCUCGAGUA
Aspergillus piperis CBS 112811 is the source of this 1437-nucleotide messenger RNA. RefSeq names its product ketopantoate reductase family protein. Lineage: Eukaryota; Fungi; Ascomycota; Eurotiomycetes; Eurotiales; Aspergillaceae. Gene Ontology annotation, cellular component: mitochondrion; cytoplasm. Bases 196 to 1227 code for a protein of 343 amino acids. Gene Ontology annotation, molecular function: 2-dehydropantoate 2-reductase activity; NADP binding. The transcript has a single exon. The record is from RefSeq and is a predicted model, not a curated record. Gene Ontology annotation, biological process: pantothenate biosynthetic process.